Penicillium lagena is the source of this 678-nucleotide messenger RNA. RefSeq names its product YdeI/OmpD-associated family protein. The transcript has a single exon. Bases 1 to 678 code for a protein of 225 amino acids. The record is from RefSeq and is a predicted model, not a curated record. NCBI's taxonomy places the organism in Eukaryota, Fungi, Ascomycota, Eurotiomycetes, Eurotiales, Aspergillaceae.
AUGUCUUCAAAGCCCAAACCACCCCCGUCAGAUCUUCCAACAUAUUCCUUCCGCACAGCCAAGGACCUAGAAUCUUUUCUCGAGCGCGAGCAUACUACCGCACCAGGAUUCCACCUCAAACUCGCCAAAAAAGCCUCCGGCAUCACCUCCGUAUCUGCCGCCGAAGCAGUGGAAACGGCACUAUGCUUCGGCUGGAUCGACGGCCGCGCUAACGCAUACGACGCGGACUGGUGGUUGGUGCGGUAUACACCGCGAAGAGCGAAGAGUAUCUGGUCCCAGAAGAAUGUGAAUACAGUCUCGCAGCUACUCAAAAAUGGCCGCAUGAGACCCGCUGGUCUGGCAGCCGUCGAAGCUGCGAAGGCUGAUGGUCACUGGGACCGCGCGUACCCCAGUCCUGCGACUAUGACCGUUCCUAAGGAUUUCAAGACCGCUCUUGCGGCGGAGCCUGCUGCUGAGAAGCUUUUCGGGACAUUGAAUAAAAGUGAGCGAUAUUCUAUGCUACAUCGCGUGCAGACGGCUUCUCCGACGGCGAGGGCGAAGCGGAUCGAGGCAUUGGUGCUGAUGCUUGCUGAGGGGAAGAAAUCUGCUACUUCGGCUGGGAAGCGAAAAUCUGCUGAGGGUGAUGAUAUCGGUGCUCAAGGCAAGGUUGUUGGAAAGGGAAAGGAGAGAAGACGAUGA